Molecule: messenger RNA, 1739 nt
Organism: Dromaius novaehollandiae (emu)
Lineage: Eukaryota; Metazoa; Chordata; Aves; Casuariiformes; Dromaiidae
Gene: NMBR
Product: neuromedin B receptor
Exons: 3
Coding region: 95-1261 (388 amino acids)
Biological process (GO): bombesin receptor signaling pathway
Cellular component (GO): plasma membrane
Molecular function (GO): bombesin receptor activity
Source: RefSeq, a predicted model, not a curated record
AGAAAAAGGUGGUUUGCCUGCAGAGAGGUGAAGCUUUUCAGUGCUUCCUGCUGCAUUUUUCGUUGGAGUCCUCAAGUCUCUCUGGAGCUGGAGGAUGGAGGCAGAGCUGCUGUCUGGGCUCACAGCGAUACCCCUUGGGGGGAACGGGAGCACCUACUCAGAAACAGACACAGUCCUGCUGCCCCUGGCACAGGGCUCGGCCAUGCUUACCAUCCGUUGUGUGAUCCCCUCGCUCUACCUGCUCAUCAUCACCGUGGGCUUACUGGGCAACAUCACCCUCAUGAAGAUCUUCAUCUCCAACAGUGCCAUGAGGAGCAUGCCCAACAUCUUCAUCUCCAGCCUUGCUGUUGGUGACCUAUUGCUGCUGGUGACCUGUGUGCCUGUUGAUGCCUCCCGGUACUUCUCUGAGGAGUGGCUCUUUGGGGAGGUGGGCUGCAAGCUCAUCCCUGCCAUCCAGCUCACCUCCGUCGGUGUCUCUGUCUUCACCCUCACUGCCCUCAGUGCCGACAGGUACAAAGCAAUUGUAAAUCCCAUGGAUAUCCAAACAUCCAGUGCAGUGCUAUGGACCUGUGUUAAAGCCGUUGCCAUUUGGGUAAUCUCCAUGCUGCUGGCAGUUCCUGAAGCAGUGUUCUCCGAACUGGCCCACAUCAAUGGCUCAGACAAUGCCACUUUCACAGCAUGCAUACCAUAUCCCAUGACGGAUGACAUACACCCAAAGAUCCAUUCUGUGCUGAUUUUCUUAGUGUAUUUCCUUAUCCCUCUUUCCAUUAUUAGUAUCUAUUACUAUCAUAUUGCAAAGACUUUAAUAAAAAGCGCUCACAACAUCCCUGGAGAAUACAGUGAACAUUCCAAAAGACAGAUGGAAACUCGGAAACGUCUGGCAAAAAUAGUUCUAGUUUUUGUUGGCUUCUUUGCUAUCUGUUGGUUUCCUAACCAUGUGCUAUACAUGUACCGGUCCUUUAAUUAUCAUAAGAUUGAUCCAUCAACAGGACAUAUGGUCAUUACCCUAGUGGCCCGAGUGCUAAGCUUCUGCAACUCUUGUGUAAACCCAUUUGCAUUGUAUUUGCUCAGUGAGAGUUUUAGAAGACAUUUCAACAGCCAACUUUGCUGCAGGAGGAAAUCUCAGCAACAAAGAUCUGCCAGUUACUUGCGCAACUCUUCUGCAGUUCGAAUGACUUCCCUGAAAAGUAAUAACAGGAACACAGUGACCAGCAUGACACUCCUGAAUGGGCACAACUCCAAACAAGAAAUGUCAUUAUGAGUGAAUAGGUGUGAACUGGGAACAGAUUUGAGCUUUUUCUUUGUGGUGUGUCACUUCUGGCUCUCUCAAUAAACUUAGGCCAGCUGGUCCUCAGGACAGAGGAUCCGUUAAAGUCUUUCUGAGUUUUUUUCACAUCUAGUCUUACUUAUAGAAAGAAGUGAAAUGUGUGUUUUAUUUAGAAGACUAAACUGACUGGCUUCAGAUUGUUCCUCACAGAAGAUGCUAACAUAUAUUUAACAUAUAAGAAAACAAAAUAAUGGUGUGAAUGUUAGUAUAGCUGUUCUAAUCUUACUUUAAAAAGCAUAGAUUUUCUGAUCUGUAAAAUAUCUGCUUUUAAAUGAAUAUUGAUCCAGACUCAUGUCUUACUCUAAUGGAUUCUGCAUGAUUUUUAGCUGUGCUCUUUGUACAGGCAUUGUUCAUUAAGACUGGUAAGCAUUAUUUGAACCAAUUAAAGAGUCAUUCAAAGAUAUAAUUCUAG